AUGAGGCGAGACAAGGUCUUCGUCGGUGUGAUGGGUGUGACUGGUGCAGGCAAAAGCACCUUCAUCAAAGCUGCCACUGACGAUGAGAGCGUUGUCGUCGGCCACGAACUCACUUCGUGUACAACUUCCGUAUGCCCCUACACCUUUACGCUCGAAGGAAAAGAGGUUGUUCUUAUCGACACUCCGGGUUUCAACGACACCUUUAAGUCCGAAGCCGAAGUACUCAAGGAGAUAGCAUCUUUCCUCGGCAAGUAG
This is a messenger RNA of Lithohypha guttulata, 255 nucleotides long. RefSeq lists its product as uncharacterized. Gene Ontology annotation, molecular function: GTP binding. The transcript is spliced from 2 exons. Bases 1 to 255 code for a protein of 84 amino acids. Lineage: Eukaryota; Fungi; Ascomycota; Eurotiomycetes; Chaetothyriales; Trichomeriaceae. The record is from RefSeq and is a predicted model, not a curated record.